AUGCUAAAAGUUGAGUUUGGAAUAACCUUCAAUGUCUACACUGCAGUUUAUGCGUUUGCAUGGGCCUUAGACAGUCUACUUCACUGCCAGCCAGGAAAAGGCCCAUUUCAUAAUGAAUGCGCAGAUAUUUUGUCCUUUGACCCUUGGCAACUUCUCCAUUAUAUUAAAAGAACAAGGUUUCAGACUAAAGACAAGACAAACAUAUUUUUUGAUGACAACGGGGAUCCUCCAGCCCUUUAUGAUAUUGUGAACUGGCAGAUGAGUUCUACUGGGUCCUUGGAGCAAGUUAUAGUAGGAAGAUAUGACUCCAGCUCCACAGAUAGGAACAUCAUGAGUCUAAACCAUGCUGACAUUGUAUGGGUUAAUAACAAAACAAUGGUUCCACCAUCAAAGUGCAGUUCUAGCUGUUCUCCAGGAUUUAUGAUGGCGACUAUUCCUGGAAAGCCCCUCUGCUGUUUCCAGUGUGUACCAUGCCCUCAGGGACAAAUUUCCAAUGAAACAGAUGCUGUCAAUUGCCUCGCUUGCCCCUGGAAUAUGUGGCCCAAUCUCCAACAAGUCGCAUGUUUGCCAAGGCCCAUUGAGUUCCUCUCCUACAGUGAAGCGCUUGGCAUUAUCUUGGUUACCAUUGCCAUAUUCUCCUCUGUUGUCCCACUUGGAAUUUUGGGAUUGUUCAUCUAUUAUAGGACCACACCAAUAGUGCGAGCCAACAACUGGUCUUUAAGCUGUCUUCUACUCAUAUCUUUGUGUCUCUGCUUCCUUUGCUCAUUGGCGUUUCUUGGAUACCCGCAACUAGAUAAGUGCCUUCUCCGCCAGGUUACAUUUGGUUUGGCCUUUUCAUUGUGUAUCUCUUGUGUUCUUGCCAAAACUAUUACAGUCGUCAUUGCCUUCAAAGCCACCAAGACAGGAAGUCAGUUAAGAAAGUUUACUGGUGUACCAGUAUCCUACUCACUCAUUGUCUUUUGUCUUCUAAUCCAAGUAUUCAUCUGUGUGACUUGGCUUUCUUCUUCACCUCCUUUUCCAGAGUUUGACUCUAACACUCAGUCAGGGGUGAUUAUUUUGAGCUGCAAUGAAGGUUCUCCUACAGCAUUCUGGUCCAUGUUGGGAUACCUUGGUCUCCUAGCCACCAUCAGUUUUAUUGUUGCAUUCUUGGCUAGAAGAUUACCCGACAGCUUCAAUGAGGCAAAGUAUAUUACAUUUAGCAUGUUGGCUUUCCUCAGUGUUUGGAUUUCCUACAUCCCAGCCUCUCUCAGCUCGAAAGGGAAGUAUACUGUGGCCACAGAGAUCUUUGCCAUCUUAUCUUCUACCUGGGCUCUUGUGGUUUGUAUUUUCCUGCCAAAAUGUUUCAUCAUAUUGUUUCGACCAGAUAUGAACUCUAAAGGACUAUUGAUGAGGAAAAACUGAGUCUGAAAACCAAAUGUAGACAUGUAUCUUGUGCAGGACUACACUUAUGUAAUCAUAGAAUUGUGUAUGUUGUAAGAGUUUUAGGAAAGUAUUUUGUAGAUUCAUAACUUUCUCUGUUCUGAAGGAAUUGCUGUUUGUUUCAUCAUAUUCUCUCUCAGCUUUCUGAAUGGGAAGGUCUUCCUUCAUUACAACAACCUGAGCAAUAUCUGUGUUGUAAUGGAAAAACCUGCAGUGUCUGCAUCCCUCUAGAAGUGGAAGAGUUUUGUAGAGUGGCUCACCAAAUAAAAAUCUUAUUGCAGGGGAUGCCUGAAAAUAUUUUUUUUUUUUGCAUAUUUUAGAAAAUGAAAA
Messenger RNA from Rana temporaria (common frog), 1749 nucleotides. RefSeq names its product vomeronasal type-2 receptor 26-like. NCBI's taxonomy places the organism in Eukaryota, Metazoa, Chordata, Amphibia, Anura, Ranidae. The transcript has 4 exons. The record is from RefSeq and is a predicted model, not a curated record. Gene Ontology annotation, molecular function: G protein-coupled receptor activity. Gene Ontology annotation, cellular component: membrane. Gene Ontology annotation, biological process: G protein-coupled receptor signaling pathway. The coding region runs from base 1 to 1401 and encodes 466 amino acids.